This is a messenger RNA of Metschnikowia bicuspidata var. bicuspidata NRRL YB-4993, 159 nucleotides long. RefSeq lists its product as uncharacterized. The transcript has a single exon. The coding region runs from base 1 to 159 and encodes 52 amino acids. The record is from RefSeq and is a predicted model, not a curated record. NCBI's taxonomy places the organism in Eukaryota, Fungi, Ascomycota, Pichiomycetes, Serinales, Metschnikowiaceae.
AUGGCCAGGGGUAACCAAAGAGACUUGGCACGAGCAAAGAACUUGAAAAAGCAGCAAGAUGCUGCCAAAGCCCUGAAAAAGGAAGGAGACCCAAAAAAGAGAAUGGAGUCCGACGCAGAGAAAAUGAGACAGAAGCAAGCCUUGGGUAUGUGGUCUUGA